CGAUUCAGAGCAGAAUAACCUCCAGCCCCAAAAUCGGAAAUAUGGUCGAAGAAGCGGAGAAAUUAACAACCACCGCCCCCAAAGAGGAGCCGGAGGAGUUGUCGUCUGCCACCACUAAUCAUCAGAACGAGGAGAAAUUGGAUGUGGAGGAAGGAGAGAUCGUUGGUAGCGAAUCGGACGACGCAACGAAAGCUGUAGCGCCGCCGACGCCUGUGAAGCAUCCCCUGGAGCAUUCAUGGACGUUUUGGUUUGACAAUCCCUCCGCAAAAGCGAAGCAGACUGCUUGGGGAAGCUCGAUUCGCGCUAUUCACACCUUCUCCACUGUUGAAGACUUCUGGAGUGUUUUCAAUAACAUCAACCAUCCGAGCAAGCUGGCUGUGGGGGCUGACUUUCAUUGUUUCAAACACCAAAUCGAACCUAAAUGGGAAGAUCCUGUUUGCGCCAAUGGGGGAAAGUGGACCAUGACUUUCUCAAGGGGUAAAUCUGAUGUCUGUUGGCUCUACACGUUGCUGGCAAUGAUUGGAGAGCAAUUUGAUCAUGGAGAUGAGAUAUGCGGAGCCGUUGUUAAUGUCCGAAAUAGACAAGAUAAAAUUUCACUUUGGACAAAGAAUGCGGCAAAUGAGGCUGCUCAGGUGAGCAUUGGAAAACAGUGGAAAGGGUUACUGGAUUACAAUGAGAGUAUCGGUUUCAUUUUCCAUGAGGAUGCAAAGAAGCUUGACAGGGGUGCCAAGAACCGAUACAAUGUGUAACUUCUUCAUCUGCCGAGUGCUGUAGAGGUCUUGUUGUCUUCACAUCUGUGAUAUCUUCAUCGCAAUUAACCAACUGAAUCUUCUUUCUUGAAUCCAACUCACUUGUGAUCAUCAUCAUCCCCGCUCUAUGAUCUUCAGACAGCUCGAUGCAGUUGAAUUGAAUAUUAAAUUUUUUUUUGCAAUAGUGGCAUGAAUUUGGGCUUGUACCGAGUCUCUUAAAAAAAUUCAGUGUCUGAAAUUCUAAUCUGCUUUAGUCU
Molecule: messenger RNA, 1006 nt
Organism: Andrographis paniculata
Lineage: Eukaryota; Viridiplantae; Streptophyta; Magnoliopsida; Lamiales; Acanthaceae
Product: eukaryotic translation initiation factor 4E-2-like
Exons: 5
Coding region: 42-749 (235 amino acids)
Biological process (GO): translational initiation
Cellular component (GO): cytoplasm; eukaryotic translation initiation factor 4F complex
Molecular function (GO): translation initiation factor activity; RNA 7-methylguanosine cap binding
Source: RefSeq, a predicted model, not a curated record